UAACAGCAGAAUUUGAUACCAAGCUCUAAAAAAGAUAUGGCUGGACUCUGCAGUGCAGCGAUGUAUGUAAUAGUAAUCCUGAACGCCAUGUUCUGUGAAGUUGCUCCUAAGGCGGCAAAAAGCGUAAAUAACCCCUACAACUUCACUGAGUUCUUCAAACCGCCACAGUUUAUAUGGACCUAUCGUUCAUCUUGGAAUGCUGAAUUUACUUGCGAACGAUUUACCAUGAAAAACAUAAGCGGAAAAUCUGUUGUAGUGGAGACUAAGUUUACGUUAUAUAACAGAACGUAUAAACACACCACUCAAGGCACCUUAUACAAUGUUUGGGGUCUGGACAGUUACCUUAAUAUGCUCUCCAUGAGGGACUAUUGGGGGGACAGCUUGACUAAGGAGAUUGUCUAUGCCUCGAAUGGCUACAACUGCGCCGUUCUUCAAGUUGAAAGAUUUUGGGGUUGGCCGCCUGUUACCUUCGACCUCAUUGUGAAGAAGUCCCAGCUUAAUAAAGGGCCUAGCGAGGAUUGUAUACAAAGGUACAAUGAGGAAAUAGGGAAGCGCCGCAUUGGUGACACAAAUCGAACGGUAUAUAUCCCGGAAUGCCGAAAGAAGAAAAAGAAUGUCACCCAAACUCUAUGAUCUUGCCGACUGAAAACCUGCCCAAAUAAUCAAUAAAAGCCUGUACACUAA
Rhipicephalus microplus (southern cattle tick) is the source of this 684-nucleotide messenger RNA. RefSeq lists its product as uncharacterized. Lineage: Eukaryota; Metazoa; Arthropoda; Arachnida; Ixodida; Ixodidae. The record is from RefSeq and is a predicted model, not a curated record.